UAACCUGCAGCUUCACAGUGAGGCAAUAAAUUACUUUCUCAGCUCCUCUCUUUAAAGCUGCUGAGUGUUUUGGAUCAUUAUCCUACUGGAUGACCUCUGACCCCUGAUCACAUGUUCUCCAGCAGCAGCUCUGGUCCUUCCACAGGUCUGAGGGGGAACAGCUGCGGCCUUUGACCUCUGCAGGAUGGGAUGUGCUCCAGUAGUUUUCCUCCGGCAGACCGAGGAUCGAUAAGCACCACGUGUCGAUCCUGGAAUGUUACUCGGGUCCAGAACGGUUCUGUUCUGGUUUCCAUUGACGGGUCUGCAGCCUCCAGAACCUCCAGAACCUCACAUGGGUUCCUGAAUUCAGCUCUGUUUCUAUGUCUAAACUGUUUGACAUGAAAAAUUUCUGUUGCUUUUUCUGCAUUUUUUUAUAUUUUUGGUUUUUUUAUCUCCUGGUUUUUUAUCUUUCUCUUUUUCUCUCCAUUUCUCUGAAUUUGCAUCUUUUAUUGCCGUCUUUCGUUCCUUUUCCAGAUUUUAUUGUUGAUUAAAAGCAGAGGCUGUUUAUCACAGUGAUUUGGUCCUGAACCUGAAGAGGUUCUGGUUCUCCUGGAGCCUGUCGAUAGUUUUGGGUUUUAGUUUGGAGUUCUGCUCUUCGCCGCUAAAGGACGAAUCUUAUUUUUCUCACUGUAUUUGGCCUUAAAUCGGUUAAAAGUUGAGGCAGCACAAUGACUGACGUAGCUAAGAGUGUUUCGGUGAGAGAGGUCAGAGGUCGGCUGCGAGGCCCGUCUCUAGCCAGCACGUUGUCGCCCCAGGUGGUGCGUGCGGCCGAGGAGGCGGCGUCCACGCUGGCCGGGUCCAUCCACCCGGAGCAGUGCAUCAAGGUGCUGUGCCCCAUCGUCCAGACCGCCGACUACCCCAUCAACCUGGCCGCCAUCAAGAUGCAGACCAAGGUCAUUGAACGCAUCGCCAAGGACUCGCUGCUGCAGCUGCUGCCCGACAUCAUCCCCGGCCUGCUGCAGGGCUAUGACAACACAGAGAGCAGCGUUCGCAAGGCCAGCGUGUUCUGCCUGGUGGCCAUCUACGCCGUGAUUGGAGAGGAGCUGAAGCCCCACCUGGCACAGCUGACAGGCAGCAAGAUGAAGCUUCUGAACCUCUACAUCAAGCGGGCCCAGACCACCAACAGCAACAGCAGCAGCUCCUCCGACGUUUCUUCUCACAGUUAAUGUGGGACCUGUAGAACCUUCAGAACCUUCUGGACCGAGCAGAACUUCCCGCUCCGCCCUAACCUGCUGUCCUGCUUCGCAUCUGAGCUGGAGCCGACUCAGUUCUCCUGCAGCUUCUCCAUCAGUUCACAUGGCUGGAUCCAGAAGUUCAGCAGCACCUUCUGAUUGUUUUCAACGUGCCCUUAGGAACCGACCCAACCCGUUUA
This is a messenger RNA of Poecilia latipinna (sailfin molly), 1411 nucleotides long. Its product is annotated as CLIP-associating protein 1-B-like. Gene Ontology annotation, molecular function: kinetochore binding; microtubule binding. The transcript has 3 exons. The coding region runs from base 708 to 1205 and encodes 165 amino acids. NCBI's taxonomy places the organism in Eukaryota, Metazoa, Chordata, Actinopteri, Cyprinodontiformes, Poeciliidae. Gene Ontology annotation, biological process: establishment of mitotic spindle localization; mitotic spindle assembly. The record is from RefSeq and is a predicted model, not a curated record. Gene Ontology annotation, cellular component: basal cortex; microtubule organizing center; mitotic spindle.